Messenger RNA from Olea europaea var. sylvestris, 1291 nucleotides. RefSeq lists its product as uncharacterized. Lineage: Eukaryota; Viridiplantae; Streptophyta; Magnoliopsida; Lamiales; Oleaceae. The transcript has a single exon. Bases 337 to 1239 code for a protein of 300 amino acids. The record is from RefSeq and is a predicted model, not a curated record.
AUUCCUAAUAAAUGUAAUAUUGCCUGUCCAAUAACUGGAACUUUGAUAUCCUUAAUUUCCUGGGUAAUUCAGUUACAACAGUGCUAGAAGUCCAAGAGAAAAGACUUUUUCAUCAGAGAAUAAAGGCACAUACACAUACACAUACACAUACAAUUCAAUCUUCUAUGCUCUAUAGCUCCCUCUUUCUUCCUGCAAAGGCAAAGGAUAAAAACCUUCUUCAUCCACAAUUGACACCUACCCCACCUAUCUCAAUUAAUCUAUCUUCUGUUUCUUGCAGUUCUUUGUCAGCAGAAUCAAUUAUCAGAACAUUUUUUUAGUUUCUGGGAUUUUUCGACUAUGAGAAAUAUCGCAGCGUGUUAUAGUGAACACGCGAUCAAAGUAUCGGAUUCGUACUGUUCAGGUCCUUCAAAUCAGGCUUAUUCUUCAACAAAUUUGAUCCCUUCAAUCCAAAAUGCAGUGACAUGUAUUUACCAAGUCAAACUGUCAACUUUGAAGCAGGUCAUGAUCAAACUCACCUGGUGCAAUCUGUUAGGCCAAGGCUUCUCUAUUGGUAUUUCUGAUUAUCCUUUUUGCCCUUCCAAAUUCAGUAAAAACUCCAGGCUUUUAAGCAAGGUCAAAGGUGCAAAAACUUUUGAAUCCUGUGAUUCAAGGAUUGAAGUCUUUUGGGAUAUCUCUCGUGCUCGAUAUGACAAUGGACCUGAGCCGAUCAACGGAUUUUAUGUUAUGGUUUUGGUCAACUCGGAAAUAGGCUUACAUCUUGGAGAUAUGGAACAAGAAUUCGAGGUCAAGAAACGAAUUGUUGAUAUCCAUGUGGCACGAUUUUCACUGGUGUCGCGCAGUGAACAUUUCUCAGGUAACGCGGUAUAUUCCACUAAGGCUAAAUUUUGUGACUCGGGCACGAUACAUGAUAUUUUGAUUAAGUGCUCAGAAAAAGAAAAGGGAUUUAAGAAUCCUGAAUUAUCUGUUUAUAUUGAUAAGAAGAAUGUAAUUCAAGUAAAAAGAUUGCAUUGGAAUUUUCGCGGAAGUCAUACGAUUUUUCUCGACGGAUUAUUGGUGGAUAUGAUGUGGGAUGUUCAUGAUUGGCUUUUCAAAUUAUCAUCAGGAUAUGCUGUAUUCAUGCUUAGGACAAGAAGUGAAUUGGAUAGCAGGUUGUGGUUAGAGGAGAAAAAUUUGGAGCAAAAAGAUGAAGAAAAGGUUGCAUUUUCUCUGUUGAUUUGUGCCAGGAAGAAUCCAGAUUAACUGUCUCCUUUUUUAUUUUCAUUUUCAGUUUUACAGUUUCUGAAUUCUUUGU